Darwinula stevensoni is the source of this 2445-nucleotide messenger RNA. Lineage: Eukaryota; Metazoa; Arthropoda; Ostracoda; Podocopida; Darwinulidae. The record is from the annotation of a GenBank genome assembly.
AUGACAUCACUGCUUCCUCUCCAGAGAGCAAUGGCGAACAACUUGUGGAGAGAUUGUGCGGAUUGGUUGAAACGGUGGAAUGCGAUUCCUCCCGAUCAUCGAGUCUUUUGGGAGAACGCUCAAGUUAAAGACCUCGUCCUUGCGCUGCGAGACGGUGUUAUUUUGUGCCACCUUCUCAACAUCCUCAAACCAAAAUGCAUCGAUCUGAGAGAUGUCAACAAGAACCCUCAGUCUGCAAGGUUUUUGUGCCUGAAGAACUUGAGGAUAUUCCAGUCUGCAUGCCACAAGGAGUUUGACUUACCUGAAAGGGACAUUUUUGAACCAUCUGCACUCUUUGAUGGAACAGAUUUUGGAAAGGUGCUACACACCCUCUCAGAGUUGUCCCAUUGCCCCAGGGUGAAGAAGCUCCAGAUAGUGGGCUUUCCAGCUGAUUCCCGGACAAGGCAGUAUGAUGCUGAAGUGUACAAAAACUUGAAUGAUAUUGCCAACUACAGCUAUGAUCCAGCUCAGCCAGACUUUGAGGGAUUAAGGUACACGUUUGCAGACAAUGGUGCCAUAUAUUCCCGUGACCGAGAAGAAGAAAUUUAUGAAGAUAUCUGUUAUAUCACAUUCAAGUUGACUGAGAUUCCUGCAGCAAUCCAUGCUCCACAAGAAAAAAGGGAUUAUGCCCUGAAGGAAUUAUUGGAAACUGAGAAGAAGUAUGUUGAGGCCUUGAACAUGUUGAAGAGAAGCUUCUUCAAGCCUCUGGGAAGUUAUUUGAGGCCAGAAGAUCAAGAAACUAUCUUCUCUAGCAUCUCAAAACUGACAGAGAUUCAUACAGAUUUCCAUCAGAAUUUGUGUCGAGCAUGUGAAGUUGACAGUGGAAGGAAAGUGAGUGAUGUCAUCAUUGCUCAAGCCCCAAAAUUCACCAGGUAUGGUGAAUAUUGCUCCAACCUACCUAGAGCCCAAGAGCGGAUAGAUGAAAUUUGUCAGAAGGAUGAAAGUGUCAGGGAACAAGUGGCGCGCUGCCAAGAUGAAGUAAAUGAUGGGAAAUUCAAGCUUCGGGAUCUUCUUGCAUUACCUUAUCAGAGGAUACUCAAGUACCAUCUCCUGCUAAAGGAACUUCUGAAGCAUACCCCUCCUAACCAUGAGGACUACAAUGGGCUCGAGAAAGCAUACAAUGCCAUUCGAGAUGUGACUGACUAUGUCAACGAAUAUACUCGUGAUCGAGAGGCACUGCAAGUCAUUGAAGAUCUGCAGUCCAGUAUCACAGAUUGGAAACAGACUGGAAACAAUCAACUGAAGGAAUACGGGAGGCUUUUGAAGGAUGGAGAAUUGAAAAUAGAACCCCAUGAGACAAAGAAACCUAAGUCAAGGUUGAAUCUUCAAAGAUGGGCCUCUCUGGCUCAUGCCAGCCAUAACCAUUUCACUAUGAUGGAUGUAUAUAUCCACCACUUCAAGGAGCCACCAUCCUUAGUCCUAGGUGUAGGUGAGAUCUAUAGCUUCAGAGAUUUGAUAAUGCUUGAUGAGUACCGAGUGGAGGACCACAUGCAGAGGCGUCAUCCUACACGUGAUAUGAGGUGGGCAUAUUCUUGGAUUUUGGCCACUAAAGAUCAUUCCAGUGCUAUCACCAUGAAUGCAAAGACUAGUGAGUCCAAGCAGCUGUGGAUUGAUGCCAUCCAUCGUGCACUGGAGAAGAUUAAUCCCCAUGGACGUGAUUUGAAUGAGCACAGCUUCAGCUUUGCAUCCUUCCCUGAAGUGACUUAUUGUGCUGCAUGCUCAAAGCUCUUGAAGGGACUUAUCUAUCAGGGCUACAGGUGCAGCCAGUGCAACCAAGUGGCUCAUCAAGCAUGUGUCCUGAGUUUGGCUGGCCAAAAAGAUUGCAAGGAUUGCCGAGUUCCCCUAGUUAACCCUGAGCCACCAGACAGGAGGAGGGGACAGGUGCCACAGCAUCAGAAUCCUCUGGAACAAUAUGAUUGGUAUGCAGGAGAAAUGGAUAGAGAAGAAGCGAAGAAAAUUUUGCAGUGCUUAGAACCUGGUGCCUACCUUCUCAGACAGAGUAUUCGGGACAGUAAAUAUGCUCUGAGUCUCAGUGCCAGUGACGAAGUGAAGCAUAUGCGUCUAUACACUACAAAUGAUAGAGAGAACCUCUAUUUUCUGUCACAGCAGCGAUACUUCCAUUCUGUAGUUGAGCUUAUACAAUGGUACACUGAACACAGUCUGAGUGAAAGCUUUGAUGGAUUGAAUGCCACAUUGAAGGUGCCCUAUAAACUUGCCCGUCCAGUUGCUCUCGUCCAUUCUGAUUAUGAAGGAAGAAGGGAGAAUGAGUUGGCCUUGAGUGUCAAUGAUCGUGUUAUCAUAGUCAGCAAGGAAUAUGAUCACAUGGGUUGGUGGACAGGGAAGAUACAUGAUCGGCUUGGAUACUUCCCAAAAGACUAUGUGAGAGAAUUGACUCCUGAAGAUUGA